This is a messenger RNA of Macrosteles quadrilineatus (aster leafhopper), 1905 nucleotides long. RefSeq names its product pre-mRNA-processing factor 17-like. Bases 133 to 1836 code for a protein of 567 amino acids. The transcript has 10 exons. Gene Ontology annotation, biological process: mRNA splicing, via spliceosome. Gene Ontology annotation, molecular function: mRNA binding; protein binding. Gene Ontology annotation, cellular component: catalytic step 2 spliceosome. NCBI's taxonomy places the organism in Eukaryota, Metazoa, Arthropoda, Insecta, Hemiptera, Cicadellidae. The record is from RefSeq and is a predicted model, not a curated record.
GUUUGUAGGUUAUGUUCACGAUCGUGUUAUGUUCGUUAAUCGUUUCGUUAGUUGUUUACAAAAACAAAUAUUUUUACUAGGACUGUAUUGCCCUACACUUUUGGCUGUCGUGAUUUUAUAAUAAUAAUAAUAAUGCUUCAAAUUCAACAAUAUAGUGAUAGUGGUGAUUCUGAUUUUGAUGAAAAUGCUACUACUGCUCAUUUGAAACCUUUGGACGAUGGGAAAACUAUUGCAAAAAUUGCACUUAGUAAUGUUUGUGCAGCACCAGAUGUUACUCCAAUGGGUCCAUCUGAUAGCAUGAAGUUUGUAGAUGUCACUACAAAGGAACUUACUAAAAAUCUCAAGUAUGAAGAACUUUUUGCUCCUGAAUUGGGGCCAGAGAAUCCUUUUUUGACUCAACAACAAAGAGCACAAAAAAACACACUUUCUGGAUUUGUAGAAAAAGCUCAUAUUAGUGAAUUCCAGUUUGAAAACCAAAGAAGAACGUUCAGUAGCUAUGGUUAUGCUAUUGACCCUACUGUUGACAAUGAAAACGAAGGUAAAACUAUUGUUGGGGCCACGCUCGCAGCAGAGGAGACAUCGAUGAAGACUGUGUUUGAGGCGACAACCAAAAGACCAUUGGACAAGAGAAAACGAAAGAAAAAUGAUGAUCCAGGAGACAUUGAGGGAUUUCUUGGUCCUUGGGGUGGUUUUAAAGAUGAGCAGCGAGUUAUGAAACCUAAUGAGGCUGAAGCUGAGGAGCUAGAGGAGUAUUUGGCCAAGAAACAGAAACGCGGGAAGCAAUCUGAUGAUAAACCUUUGGAGGAGAAAACCGUUUUACACAUCAAGGACAGUACAGACUACCAAGGUCGUUCGUUUAUACAUCCUCCUCAGGACGUCGGUGUUAACCUCAAGUCAGAGACACCUCCAGAUAGAUGCUUCUUGCCCAAAUCUCACAUUCACACCUGGCAGGGACAUACCAAGGGAAUCUCUGCCAUCCGCUGGUUCCCCCACUCUGCUCACUUGCUGCUGUCUUGCAGUAUGGAUUGUAGGGUCAAGCUGUGGGAAGUUUACAAAGACCGACGGUGUGUGAGGACUUACUACGGCCACCGUCAGGCUGUCAGAGACAUUGCCUUCAACAACCCUGGCACACAGUUCCUCUCAGCAGCAUAUGAUCGGUACAUCAAGUUAUGGGAUACUGAAACAGGAGAAUGUAUCUCUCGUUUCACCAGCCGCAAGAUACCGUAUUGUGUCAAAUUCAAUCCUGACGAAGAUAAACAACAUCUCUUUGUAGCGGGAACAUCGGACAAAAAGAUUAUUUGCUGGGACACCCGCAGUGGUGAGAUUGUCCAGGAGUAUGACAGGCAUCUUGGAGCAGUCAACUCCAUUACCUUUGUAGAUGAGAACAGAAGAUUUGUCACCACCUCCGAUGAUAAGAGUCUUAGAGUCUGGGAAUGGGACAUCCCAGUGGACAUGAAGUACAUAGCGGAUCCCAGCAUGCACUCCAUGCCUGCUGUCACUCCGUCACCCAACCACAAGUGGCUGGCAUGUCAGAGCAUGGACAACAAGAUUGUCAUAUUCUCAGCUCUCAACCGGUUCAAACUUAACCGCAAGAAGACAUUUACAGGUCACAUGGUCGCUGGAUAUGCCUGCUCUCUAGACUUCUCUCCUGAUAUGAGCUACAUAGUGUCAGGAGAUGCUGAUGGCAAGACCUACGUGUGGGACUGGAAGACAACCAAACUGUUCAGCAAAUGGAAGGCACAUGACAACGUCUGUAUAUCUGUUCUUUGGCAUCCUCACGAGCCCAGCAAGCUAGCCACAGCGGGCUGGGACGGUCUCAUCAAAUACUGGGACUAAACUAACCCAACGGACAUUUUGUAUAUAGUUUUUAAUAAAUAAUUUAUACAGUUUAUUGCCAUAUAAAGA